Messenger RNA from Arabidopsis arenosa, 1435 nucleotides. NCBI's taxonomy places the organism in Eukaryota, Viridiplantae, Streptophyta, Magnoliopsida, Brassicales, Brassicaceae. The record is from the annotation of a GenBank genome assembly.
CUGAGAUUCCUCCUGCCGCGAGAACGAUUUUACUCUAUUUUUUCCCGAAAGUAGAAAAUGGCUGAUGGUGAAGACAUUCAACCCCUUGUCUGUGACAAUGGAACUGGAAUGGUUAAGGCUGGUUUUGCUGGGGAUGAUGCACCGAGGGCUGUGUUUCCAAGUAUUGUUGGCCGUCCUCGCCACACUGGAGUGAUGGUUGGAAUGGGACAGAAGGAUGCAUAUGUUGGCGAUGAAGCUCAAUCCAAGCGUGGUAUUCUAACCCUUAAAUACCCAAUUGAGCACGGUAUUGUCAACAAUUGGGAUGAUAUGGAAAAAAUCUGGCACCAUACUUUCUACAAUGAGCUCCGUGUUGCUCCCGAGGAGCAUCCCAUUCUACUCACUGAAGCACCUCUUAACCCAAAGGCUAACCGUGAGAAGAUGACUCAGAUCAUGUUUGAAACCUUUAAUGCUCCUGCCAUGUAUGUCGCCAUUCAAGCUGUCCUGUCACUUUAUGCUAGUGGCCGUACUACGGGUAUUGUGCUCGACUCUGGAGAUGGUGUGAGUCACACGGUCCCUAUCUAUGAGGGUUACGCUCUUCCGCAUGCCAUCCUACGUCUUGAUCUUGCAGGUCGUGACCUGACAGAUGCUCUGAUGAAGAUCCUCACUGAGCGUGGUUACUCUUUCACCACAACAGCUGAGCGUGAAAUUGUCAGAGACAUCAAGGAGAAGCUUUGCUACAUUGCCCUUGACUACGAGCAGGAGCUUGAGACAGCUAAAACCAGCUCUGCUGUAGAGAAGAACUAUGAGUUACCUGAUGGGCAAGUGAUCACCAUUGGAUCUGAGCGUUUCCGUUGCCCAGAGGUUCUUUACCAGCCAUCUAUGAUCGGUAUGGAAAAUGCUGGUAUCCAUGAAACCACCUACAACUCCAUAAUGAAAUGUGAUGUUGACAUCAGAAAGGACUUGUAUGGUAACAUUGUGCUCAGUGGUGGAACAACUAUGUUCCCUGGAAUUGCUGACAGAAUGAGCAAAGAGAUCACUGCUUUGGCACCAAGCAGCAUGAAGAUCAAAGUUGUUGCACCGCCCGAGAGGAAAUACUCUGUCUGGAUUGGAGGAUCCAUCUUGGCCUCCCUCAGUACCUUCCAGCAGAUGUGGAUCGCAAAGGCAGAAUAUGAUGAGUCAGGUCCGUCGAUUGUUCACCGGAAAUGCUUUUAAGUUUGAGGUUAAGUCUGCUUCUGGAGAAGCCUUGGGGGUUUUCCAAUUUAUCCUUACUGGGUUUUUAUCUUCGUUCUCUGCUGUUCUUUGUUUUUGUUCUUCAAUAUUUUCAGAUUCUGGCCUAAGACAUAUUGAAGAACUUACAUUUAUCUGUUUGUAGUUGUGGUUAAAAAUGUUGUCUUGUUCCUUUUAUUUCUGUUGGAUAACACAACUGUGUUUGAGUGAAUAAGAACACCUAAUUUUC